AAUAACGUCAUGCGGAACCAUAUGACUAACGAUUGAUCGAUAAUCAAAUCCGCAAGAAACUCGUUCACAUAGCAUUUGAUUUCUACAAACACAACCUUGCCCUCUGGAUUCCUUGGGUUCUGAGAAUGUCUCGCUCGAUGCUAUCGUCUGCUGCCCGCCAGCUAUGGCGGCAGCGAUCCUCUCGCGCAGGAGUUCCAGCCUUCCCAUCCUCAAAAUCCCGUUCGGGCAUCUCCGCAUCGUUCAGUGAUUCUAUCCCCCGCCGGUCGAUAUCCUACGCCAUCUGCGAGUCGAAGACAUACCAAAUCACUUCCCCACGGAGAAUCCCCAUCACAAUCGUGCGUCUCCAACAGCGUUGCGCCUUUUCGUCUACCUCCAUCAGACCCGCCACCAAGGUCUUACAGAACCCGAGAACCGGCGAGGAUGGCAAUCCACUAACGAUUGAAAUCUCGCCCCGCGCUGCAGAAGUACGUUCAGGUCGCUGUUUAUCUGUUAUAUCUUUUGUUUCUUCUAAGUGUGGCGUGACUCGGCGUUGGGCUGGACGGGAGUAGCUCCUGAUUGUGACAAAUUGAGCCUGGAGUUUUGCGACUGAGCGGAGAGUGUACUAAACGCUUCGGCGCUAAAACUCCCAAUCAAUCGUCCAAUAAGUACAUACGACCAUAGGGUGUGGAAAACAGGGCUUCCCGUCCGCUCA
Aspergillus pseudonomiae is the source of this 691-nucleotide messenger RNA. RefSeq lists its product as uncharacterized. The record is from RefSeq and is a predicted model, not a curated record. The coding region runs from base 126 to 548 and encodes 140 amino acids. The transcript has a single exon. Lineage: Eukaryota; Fungi; Ascomycota; Eurotiomycetes; Eurotiales; Aspergillaceae.